AUGUCUCACGCCCAGAGGAUUCACCGACAUGUUGGUGGACUAGGAACCGUGGUGUGUCUCAUGCUACCCCUCCUCCUUCUGAAGCGCGUCCAUUGUCGUCUCCCUCCCCACAGUCCCCGACGUCGUCGUCACAGUCACCGCAACAGCCCUUUGGUACUACAGAGACAAGUAGCAAUCGAAUUUGGGGGUGUUGGCGUUGGAGGUGCUGGUUCUGUAGGUGCUGGUUCUGGGGGAGCUGACGUCGGGGGUGCUGGAGGUGGAGGUGCUGGAGUUGGAGGUGCGGGUCCUGGGGUUCUGCAGCCAGAGGUGCUGAAGCUCGAGGAGCUCACACUGGAGGUGCUAAGUCUAGGGGUGUUGGAGUUGGAGACCCUUGUUACCUGA
Closterium sp. Naga37s-1 is the source of this 381-nucleotide messenger RNA. Lineage: Eukaryota; Viridiplantae; Streptophyta; Zygnematophyceae; Desmidiales; Closteriaceae. The record is from the annotation of a GenBank genome assembly.